AUGAAGGGACCCUCAACAGCCACAUCCACAGCCACUACCGCCACUUCACCCAAGAAGUCCAAGAAGUCCACCCCAAAGGUGGUCCCUGUUAAUCUACCGGAUAAUCCCUAUACUGAUGUUGAGGCGGCGCAGCUUAUUAUUAGUACGCUCCCCACCCAAGGCGUCAUCGUAUCAACGAAAGAAGCGGAAGCGCGAACGCUGGCCCGGCUGGAAUCGAGCGGAUCGUUGUCCAACCAUUCCACAGCCGAUGAUCACAUCCAAUUGACAGUGGCAGCCGUGGCUUCAGGCCAAAUUGGAGGCCGAGAUGAGGAUGAGGGCGUCGACAUCAGGGAGGACGAGCUGAUGGACGUCAGUGAUUGCGCCUGGGAA
This is a messenger RNA of Mesorhabditis spiculigera, 369 nucleotides long. The record is from the annotation of a GenBank genome assembly. Lineage: Eukaryota; Metazoa; Nematoda; Chromadorea; Rhabditida; Rhabditidae.